GCAUUAUGGAUGACGAAGCAGAAACUUAUAAGCUAUGGAGAAUUCGUAAAACUGUUAUGCAGUUAUGUCACGAUCGUGGAUACUUAGUAACUCAAGAUGAAUUGGAUCAAACAUUAGACCAGUUCAAAGAACAAUUCGGCGAUAAACCAAGUGAAAAGCGUCCAGCAAGAAGUGAUUUGAUAGUGUUGGUAGCUCACAAUGAUGAUCCUACAGAUCAAAUGUUCGUUUUCUUCCCGGAUGAAGCCAAGAUUGGAAUCAAAACUAUAAAGACUUACUGUACUCGAAUGCAAGAGGAAAAUAUCCAUAGAGCUAUUGUAGUAGUACAAGCUGGUAUGACACCAUCAGCAAAACAGUCUUUAGUAGACAUGGCCCCGAAGUACAUCCUGGAGCAAUUUCUAGAAUCAGAACUACUUAUCAAUAUAACAGAACACGAAUUGGUGCCAGAACACAUAGUCCUCACACCUGAUGAGAAGCAGGAACUGCUUGCUAGAUAUAAACUGAAAGAAAACAUGUUGAUGAGAAUACAAGCCGGCGACCCAGUGGCGAGGUACUUCGGACUUAAAAGAGGACAGGUGGUGAAAAUCAUCAGAUCCUCAGAAACGGCUGGAAGAUACAUUUCGUACAGAUUAGUGUGCUAAGUUUAGAUUUGUAGUUGAAAUAAAAAAGAAUAUAUU
Hyposmocoma kahamanoa is the source of this 674-nucleotide messenger RNA. RefSeq names its product DNA-directed RNA polymerases I, II, and III subunit RPABC1 (gene Rpb5). The transcript is spliced from 6 exons. The record is from RefSeq and is a predicted model, not a curated record. Bases 6 to 638 code for a protein of 210 amino acids. Gene Ontology annotation, cellular component: RNA polymerase III complex; RNA polymerase I complex; RNA polymerase II, core complex. Gene Ontology annotation, biological process: DNA-templated transcription. NCBI's taxonomy places the organism in Eukaryota, Metazoa, Arthropoda, Insecta, Lepidoptera, Cosmopterigidae. Gene Ontology annotation, molecular function: DNA-directed RNA polymerase activity; DNA binding.